This is a messenger RNA of Peronospora farinosa, 744 nucleotides long. NCBI's taxonomy places the organism in Eukaryota, Oomycota, Peronosporomycetes, Peronosporales, Peronosporaceae. The record is from the annotation of a GenBank genome assembly.
AUGACUGCAACGUCAAGAACGAUAUGUCCUGUCGACUGGGAGCAUCCGCAUCAGUUUCAAAAACUUCAGAAGCUUUCACCAUAUAGUGCCAUAGUUGUGGCGGCCAGGACUACCGAGAAUUUGGGGCUACCUACGGUCCAGCGGGUGCAAGGAUUAGAGCAAAGUCUACAGCUGGAUCUGGAAGCGCAUCGCCGCUGGAACUCGAGUCUGUCGUUGGGAUUUGUUCAUAGCGUUGGCCACGUUGAUAUUAACGAGGCACGCACUGGCAAGGACGAUGAGGUGUACUAUACGCUAGAAGUCUAUCUGAGUCUGCCCACUUCGCGACUGCCCACGAGUCCUUGCGACCCGGUAGAUGCAAUGUCUCCGCAGCAUCAUGCUAUUCGCCCGACAUUCAAAGUGGAGCGAUGCUUUGCUGAGUUUGAAGAGCUGCGUGAAAACGUGCUGAAGUUUGUGAGCAGGAUACCACAGUGCACGUGUCAAUAUUGCAAGGACUUUCUUCUUUACAUUCGUUUCAAGUACAGUCAGCCGCGCGGCAUUACUAAGCUCACAACUGGGACCAAAAAGCGCAAGCAAGUCCUUCAGACAUUUAUCAACGAUUUUGUCCUCAUGGGUCAGCGUCGUGCACCGACACUAGGCAAGCGCAAAUGCGAAGCACAGAAGCGAUUGCCUGCCAUGCUAGAAACAUUCUUGCUCAACAAUGCAACAGACUACCAAACACUUGCAGUGGGACCAGCAAGUGCGUAG